AUGGUCGGCCGCCGGGGCCCCACGCCGGGCGGGACGAGGCCCUCGGGCGGCGGCGGCGCUCAGCCCUCGGGCAUGGCGCGCGGCCCGGCCCGCCGCCCCGAGGGCGCCGCUGCUGCCGGCCGGCGAGCGCAGACCCUGCGGGGACCAGAGCGGACACGGUCAGGCUGCGGCCGCGGCGGCCUCCCCCACGCCGGCGCCGCGCGCCCCCGGGCCCCGCGCCCCCGCCGCACGCACGCGCCGCCGCGCGCGCCGCGGGCCGCCAGCCGGGGCGGGGCCUCCAGGGGGCGCCGCAGCCCCGCCGCAGCCCCGAGGCCGCGUUCCCGCCGCCGCCGCCGCCGAGGGCCGGGAACCCGAGCGGCUGCCCCGCGCCGCGCGCGUCCGCGGGGCGCCGCUGGCUUGUCCCUGCGGGGCCCCCGCUGCCGUCCCUCCGGCUCCGGCGGCCCGCGCCGCGCGCCCGGGGUUCCGUCCCGCGGCUCUUCACGCGGGCGCCGCACCGGGCGGGAGGCGGGCCUGCGCCCUCCGCUCUGCGCGCUCGGGGGAGACCGGAGGAGCCGGGGCUCUGGACCGCUUUCCCGAUCCAGGGCUGAGACCUCGGCGGACUCAGUCUCCCCUCGGCCCCAGCGUCCACAGGGCGUGGGGGCCAUUCUCUGCCCUGCUCUCACCGUGGCUCCAACUGCCCUGGCAGCGUCUCCUGCCGUGUGCAUUACCCAGUCCCGGCGCCAGCUCACCCAUGCUGCCCUGCUCGCCGUGAAGGGGUGGUCCCCCUGCCACUCCCCCCCGCCCCGCACCUUGGGGGCAAUCUCGGGAAGCCUGCCCUCUGCUAACGCCCACCUGGCCUGCUUUGGGCUCACAGCCCCCUGCACCGGUGGUGACGGCUGUGCGGACAAGGACAUAAAAUCUAAUGUCACGUGUGACUGUGAAGCCAGUGCCCAGCCUGCCGCUGGUGAUACCGCAGCCCCCACUGCCCGGGGAAGGAGGCCCCCUUCCAAGUCAGCACCUCCACCGCGGCCCUCGUCGCAGUGCUGCCCCACCCAGCACCCACCUCCCGGGGUGUCUGCCGCCACACCCGGGACCCCCAACCACUCUGAGCUCAGACACCUCGAGUGGAAGCCAGGCCUCUCCCUGGGGACUGGCCCCAGGCCCUGCUGCCCCGGCCGUCCUGUGCCCUGCGUGCCCCACUGCCCGGACCUCACAGGCUCCGGAGCCUCCGGGCCCUUCACUGCCCGCCUCCUCCCCGGCGCCUCGCACGCCCCCUCCCACCCCAACCACCCCUCAGAGCCCAUAAUCGGUGGCGGGGGGGGAGGAAAGGGCCGCCCUCCCCAGCCCGAUCGGACAGAGGGCGGUGAAGGGGUUGGGCCGCUCCCCGCAGGCUGCGUCUCCGUUCCUCUGUCCCCACCGCCCGCUCCCCAGACAGGGCCUGGGCCCGGCCGUCUGGCCGCCAGGCCUCACCCCUGCAGCGCCGCCCCUGCAUCUCGCCGCCCCUGCGGCCGAGGAGUCGGGGUUCACCGGACCCCCCGGCCCGCGCGCGCGGCCCACACGCCUCCCCGCACCUACCCGCCGCCGGCCAGAUGCAGCGCUGCGCCGGGACCCGCCCCGCGGAGCCUGUCUGCGCGCCGGGCCGAGGCCGCGCUCGUCUCCGCUCCGCCGCGCCCCCCGCCCGCGCGCGCCCCGCCCCCGGCCCGAGGCCCCGCCCCGCGCUCCCCGCCGCUGCCCCCCGCCGGACCCUGGUCGGGGUCCCGGCGCCUCCACCCCCUCCGCAGCGCCGGUUGCCAGGGCGACAGCGCUGCGCAGCGCCGGCGCCCGGGACCGGCGGCACGGGGCAGUCGGACGCCCCCAGGGGCCACGCGCAGGCCCAGGAAGUCUCCUCUCCGCCGUCCUCACCCCACAGCCGGAGAAUCGCCCCGCGAUUCCCCGCUCCGCUCACGCCCUGAAAUUCCGCGGCGGCCCAUACCCAGGCCGCCCCCCAGGGUGACCCUGAUCGCCUGCGACAGGCGGCCUGCGGGACCCCGUGCCUUACCCGCGGAGCUGGCCCCGACGUGGGGGCCGGGCUGA
Messenger RNA from Hippopotamus amphibius kiboko, 2052 nucleotides. RefSeq names its product basic proline-rich protein-like. The coding region runs from base 1 to 2052 and encodes 683 amino acids. The transcript has 4 exons. Lineage: Eukaryota; Metazoa; Chordata; Mammalia; Artiodactyla; Hippopotamidae. The record is from RefSeq and is a predicted model, not a curated record.